Molecule: messenger RNA, 2647 nt
Organism: Colletotrichum godetiae
Lineage: Eukaryota; Fungi; Ascomycota; Sordariomycetes; Glomerellales; Glomerellaceae
Exons: 9
Coding region: 307-2466 (719 amino acids)
Biological process (GO): regulation of DNA-templated transcription; DNA-templated transcription
Molecular function (GO): DNA-binding transcription factor activity, RNA polymerase II-specific; zinc ion binding; DNA binding
Source: RefSeq, a predicted model, not a curated record
AAGCGGACCAGUCAUGCCCUCAGUCUUAUCUUCCAUCUAAACUACCUCGCUUUCGGACGCGGACUGCCGGGAAUACGAUGAACUAGUUGCUGCGGGCAGCGGUAGAGCGAAACCCCGCACCCUGAAUUGUUAGAAGUUCGGACUGCCCUUCCGAUAUCUCUGUUGUUCUGGGCUGCUGGGCGAGACGUCACUCGGAUACCUUAUCCACCGUACACCACAACUCACACUGCCCUACGCUUGCCAACCUCUGGAAGUGCUUCCGAGUUUGAGGCCAAGUUGGGAAAAUCAGUUGCUAUAGCCCUGAAAAUGGAGUCUUCUAAUACUCAACGUCGUAUCACGAAACGGUCAUCUUAUGCCUGCUCGCGAUGUCGGAGGCAAAAGAUCAAGUGCUCGGGCCUUCACCCGUGCAACAAUUGUACGCAGAGGCGGUUGACAUGUAUCUUUGAUGAGCGGGAUAACAAGGUUAUGGUGACGCAGGGAUAUCUGUCAGAGUUGCAGCAAAAGGUGGCACGUCUAGAACGAGCUCAAGCAAGAGCCCUGGUGGAGCAAAGUUUAAGGCAUGCUGAUGGCGAUGACGAUGCUGUCGCGUGUCGUGAAGAUGACCCAAAUAACCCUUCACGCUUCGAUGAGCGUAGACGAAGUUAUCAUACGCCAGAGGGAACAGGCGGGAACUCACCACCGGGAGAUGGAGAUGGCCCAGACUUGACGAAUCCUCUUACUGCAACGCCAUCUCGAUUCUGCAUGUCCGAAUCCAAUGGACAGCCAUACUUCCUCGGCUCCUCAUCGAAUUGGUCAUUCUCUCGCCAAGUCCUAAGCGUCACCCAUGAGCAUGUCUGCCAAUCCCCCCUCCCAACAAACAGCCUCCUCUUCGACGGUUUCGCCUACGACCUGGGCUGGGAUGGCUCCCGAACGACGCAGACGCUCGACAACAGACUCAUCCCGAGCCACGACUACGCCAUCUUCCUCAUCAACGCCGUAAAGUUCCACUGCGGGCAAAUGUUCCACCUCUUUGAGGAAGAAGAGUUCAUGCUCCACAUGCAGACGUUUUACGCCAAGUCCUCGACUGACCGGGCAGAGGAGAACAGUCUCUGGUACAUCCACUUCCUCGUGAUCCUGGCGUUUGGCAAGAGCCUCAUCCAGAGAAAGACGCAGGGGAAUAAUAGGCCGGCCGGGGCGGAUUUCUUUGUGCGGGCGCUGCAGCUUCUGCCUGAUGUUACGGCGCUAUGUAAGGAGCCUAUCAUGUCGACGGAGAUUUUGUGCUCGAUGGCGUGGUAUUAUCAAGCGUUGGACUUUCGACAUGCAGCGCACAACUUUAUUGGACAAGCCAAAAGCGUGGCAAUGAACCACGGCAUGCAUACAGACAUGCCGGUUAUGGACCUGGGACCGGGCCUAGUUCAACGAUGCCGCAAGAUCUGGUGGACAGUCUACGUUCUCGACCGGCAAAUGACCUCAUUGAUGGGGCUGCCUCAAUCAACUCUGGACGAGGGCGUCUUUUGCCAGCUUCCAUCAUAUCCAGGUUCCGUUCACCGCACCACUGCAUUGAGCAUGCAGAUCAAGUUUGCUCGAAUCAUUGCAGAAAUAAGUAGCACCGUCUACGGUGCAAACGGCCGUCUCAACAAGAAAUUCGUCCUGAGCACAAAGGCGGUGCUGCAAAGCAUCGUUGCCGUGGCCGAUGAGCUGCGUACUUCAUUUCCAUUGUUUGCGGAUGAACGCUUUGACGGCAUCUCGAGACUUUCUGCCCACUUGCAUCUCCUUUACUACCAGUGCAUCAUCCUCGCGACUCGACCUCUGCUCUUAUGUUGUUUGAUCAAGAGAUUCAACUCCCCGCUCGAGGCGGACUCGUUGAUGGCAUCGCCAAAAGUUCGGAACCCGCUUCAGAUGUGCGCAGAGUCUGCUAUACAGAUUUUGAACAUUCUCGAUCGACUAAGAGCGCAGGGGCUGCUUGAAACAUUCCUUCCACUAGAUCUAGACUCUCUCUUCGUGUCAACAAUCGCUCUACUCGUCGCCCGCGGGGUCGACUCGCGUCUCAUAGAGAGCCAAGUCCCCUGGCUCGACAAGUCACACGCCAUCGUCGAAGAAAUGGUAGCAAGCGGCAACCUCAUUGCCGAGUUUAGAGAGAAGGAGAUGCAAAAGUUGGAGGAGAUGCUGCUCGAUUUCGACGCAACUAGACCGCGGCUAUUGGCUGACUCGACGACCAUUGUCGCACAGCAGCAGGAGCCAUUACCACAACCAGACUGGCAACAACAGUCAGACGUACCAGUCCCUCUCCUACCGGCCCCUGUGCCAGCGGAAACGAGAUUGCCGUUGAGUCAAGAAACGACGUUGCCAGUGUACAGAGAGUUGAGCAAAGACAGCAGCAGUCAGGCGGAGGACUUGACGACGCAGCAAAUUAUAGACGUUGUCAACUCAAUGGAAUGGGAGGACAACGAGUGGAUGUCAUUCACAAUGGUCCAGGAUGAAGCAUGAAGCUGUGGGUCUUUUUGGGAGUUGUCGUUUGUGAGAAGAACGCACCCUUAAUUCAUUCCUUUAAAAGUUUAUUUUUCUCCUGAGUCGAUUAAUAUCGGUGACACCGACUUUUUUUCGGUAUCGCGAAACAUAGAGCGGCUGGUAAUCCUUAAACUUUCACAACCAACCGAGUUAAACCAAC